Brassica rapa (field mustard) is the source of this 12299-nucleotide messenger RNA. Its product is annotated as serine/threonine-protein kinase UCNL. NCBI's taxonomy places the organism in Eukaryota, Viridiplantae, Streptophyta, Magnoliopsida, Brassicales, Brassicaceae. The record is from RefSeq and is a predicted model, not a curated record. Gene Ontology annotation, biological process: protein phosphorylation. Gene Ontology annotation, molecular function: protein kinase activity; ATP binding.
UGGAUCUUCUGUCUAAUCCCUAGUAGCAGUAGAGGUUUUCAAGCUGAAAGGCUAGUCCCGACGUAUGAAGGGAUAUCAACGUCAAUAGCACGCAAAGCCAAACUAAAUUUAUAGUAUUUGCCAUGUAAAACAUGGGCUAAAAGAGAGUCUGGUUAUAUCAAUCUCCACAAUGAUUUUGUCAACAAGGCUAGAUUAGACUCAUCUAUCAUUCUGAAACCAAUGUCUGCCUCUUCUCUUGAUAAUAGUUUUUCCAUUUUGCCCAAUAAAUUACAUUUAUGGGGGUUUGAACUCCACCAGAAUCGUGCAGUAGCACUCACAAGGUAUUCGCAGAUCUCCAAUUGAAGUAAAAAACUAAACAUGACAUAAGACGGAAAAGCUAAUAGUAUAGAUUUAACUAGCACUUCUUUUUCACCUUGUGAUACCCAUCUCUCCGUUUAUCCAUUUACUAUGUUUUGUAGUCUGCAUGGAAUACCUAGGUAUGAAUCCAUUCCUCUUUUUUUAUUUUGGAUUCAAAGAGUGUCCUUAAUUAAUUGACUUACAAUUACAGGUACUCUCUUGCCAAAGAGUAAGGAUGAUUUAUCAAAGUUUAUAUAUUGAUCUGAUGCUUUUCCAUAUUUCCUCAUUACUUUCAUAACUUCUUCAAGUUCACGAGCUCCGCCUUAUAAAAGAAAGGCUAACGCGUGAAACACACAUCCCGUUAUCUUCCUUUGGUUCUUUGCAAGAUUAAGAAGGAUAACGAAUGCUUCCAUUUAAAGAAUAAAUAUGAAAUGAGACAAAGAAUCUCCUUAAUGUAAUUUUUUUUUCAAAAGUAAUGGUCUCUCUUUGUUACGCUUUCAUGAAUACCUUAUAAGAGUAAUGUUCUCUCUAUGUUACGUUUUCAUGAAUACCUUAUAGUUAGUUAACGUUAUAUAUUGUAUAAUCCAAUCGAUAUAAGUGGACGAGAAUCUCAAUUUCUGCAUUAGCGCUUAAUAAAGUCCCACUUCAUAUGGUCAUAAGCUUUAUAAUGGUUAUACGGUAAUUUAAAAACUACUUUAUACGGAAGAAGAUGGGGAAGCAAAACUCUGUCUCAGUUUGUGGGUUUUGUGUGCGGUCGUGUUCUCCUUGUAUCUCUUUUCUGAGAGUCGAGGCAUCUUGGUGGCGAUCUGAGUAGUGUAGCGGUGGGCGAUGUUGUAGCGGCUUGUCUCGAGGCGUCUUGGAUGGGCAGUUCUCCUCGUCCUCUCUUAAGGUAACGCUGGAGAUUCCAUGACUCGGUGGCGUGUGCAGAAUCUGGUCUUCUACUUUGUGGUGGUAACUGUGGUCUGAUGUCCAUGUUUGGAGGUGUGGGAAGCUUCAGAUUCGUCUAGUCGUCUAUGGCUGUGGUGAAUCGUUGCUCAUCAACCUUCUUGCCUUAUUUUGCUCUCUACCUAAAGUUCUUUGUCUUCUCUCUCUACCGGAAGCAACAACUUUCAUUUGAGGGCUUGAUUCGGGUUCUUCAUCUUCAUGGCUUCUCUAUUUUGCCACCAGAAUUGCGUUUAACUGUCACAUCAUGGACCCUUCUUCGGUUAUCAGAGAUGGGCAUUUGGCAUUGGAGUUUGAGAAGUCGGUCUAUCUCUGAUUCGUGUAUAUCCGAUGAUGGCUCUUUAUGAUUGGGUAAUGCAUCCCAGCAUCGGUAAUGCAUCCCAGCAUCAAUGUUUAUCCUUGAUAAAUGGAGGUGGUGUUGAUCGUUCCUUAUUGUGCAUGUUAUGAAUCAUUCAAGACAUUAAAGUUGAUGGUAUCUCAAAUCCGACUUCUGUAAGUAUGGUGUUCUUGUCUUAUAUAUUAAGUGUCUACAGUUGCUUAAGCUAAGAAGAGAGUGGGAUGCGAGAGCUCCCUCCCGGAUUAACCUGGUGAGGUGGUGAUGAUGGAAUGCUCCGGAGUUGCGCCCACAACUUAGAUGUAUGACCGAUGAUUUAAUGCUACUAAAUUAAUGGAUUAUGGUUGUACUGAAUUUUGCUCUCUUAGCUUGUAUGUAAUUGUAAUGAUGCCCAUUUGAGAUAUUAAUGAAAUUUUGCUCUCUUAAAUGUAGUAUUUAUACAAUAGUUUAUUAUUAUUAUUAUUAUUAUUUUAAAAGAAAAAUACUAAUAAUAAUAACCUACGUAUAAAUACUACAUUUAAGGUAUUAUUGUUCGUGUCAUUACAUAUCAAAGUAAGGAAAGCCAAGAUAUGAAGUGGGAUAAUUAUGUUCCAUAAUCUUUUCACUUUUCAAAAAAUGUAAUUAUUAUUAUGUUACAUAAUUAAUAAAAGUAACAAGAGCACAGUGUGACAGAUACACAUUGUACCCUAAAGUUGUAACUCUUUAAAAAAAAAAAAAAAAGUUGUAACUCUUUCUCUUUAAAAAUUAUCUUCUUGAGAAUCUCUCUCACUCUCGUUUAUGAAACCAUUACAAAGGCACACUGUUGUAUUUCUUUCGAUUGUGCAUCCCACGUGACGUCCCCGGUCCCCCACUUCCUUUUCAGCCAUACAGCUUUCAGUUUCUAAAUUAAAUAUCUUGUUAAAAAUUAGGAAUUUAUUUCAUCGAUAAUGAAAUAAAUUUCUGUAAGUUUUUACUAUGGAAAAUAUAAAAUUUUACGGAUUUGAUAUCAUAUUAAUUAAUAUAUAGAGUGAUCUACAAGACUACAACUACUCUAUAUUGUAUUUGUUUUAUUUAUAUGUGAAAUUUCGUUAUAAAAAAGAAAUUUUAUUUUUGGUAAAACAUAUUUUCUUCAUCUAUUAAAAUGAGAAACAAAUAGGCAAGUAGCUAUCCGAAAUUCUGGUUUAGGUUUGAUAUAUUUCUAUAAGUUCUGGAGGUUAGUUUUUUUUUUUUUCUUUUUGGAGGUUAGUUCAUUGCAUCUCUUUUGAAUAUCUUGAAUAUCGUACCAUUCUCAUCAUUUUAAUACGUUUCUACAUUCAAAAAUUUUGUGAGCUAAGUUUAAUAAAAUGGAUAAAAGAACAGUAAACUCAUAUGAGCUAAAGAAUCUACAUGUGUUCGAUUUAUAUGAUUGUCAUGAAAAAUAUAAAAAUAAAAGGACUAUCAAUAUCAUUUAUGUCAAGUUCUUCUGAAUUGUUACAAUCAACAGCUAAGUGUAAUUGUCAUCAUAUAUCAACCAGAUAUUUUUCCCGUUUUAUAUAUGUGUAUUUAUAAUCUGUUUAAACGAAGAAUUUACAAAAUAAGUAAGUUUGAAAUAGAAAUUAACUACAGACCAUUGAUUUUGACAAAAUAAAGUAUCUAACAAUUAAGUUUGAUCUAAGCUCGCUUUAUCUCUUAGGCGUAUAAGUAACCGGUGAAGGAAACAUAGUGAGAUGACAUUGACAACAUCAUGUAUGACCAUUACUUACCACGAACUGUAAUCUUAUGAGAGAAAACACAUCUUCCACGUCACAUACUUAAUAACCGCAAACGUUCACUGUGUUCAAUAAAUAUGUAGACAAAAUAUGAACAUUCUUACAACAAAUGGUGUACUCCAUUUACUUUUCACAGUCAAACCAGAGUGUUAUAUUUCAUAUUAACAAAAUAGCAUAAAACACCAAUUUCAUAUCAACCCAAAAUAAUAAAACAUAUCCCAAUCCCAUCCACAACCCCUACCGGUCCGUUUAAGAUGGUAUGGGUCAGUACCGGAUCUUUAGAAAAAAACGAAUGGGCCUGAAUGUUUGAUAAUGUCGGGUGUCGGGUCAGAUCGGAUAUAACCCGAGAGACCGAAUGGUUACACCCGAAACCCGGCCCUGGUUAACCCUACUCCCCUUUUUCCCUAUCGAGAUCGAAUUUUGAUUUCUCUUGAUCUUCAAGGGGAGAAUUCAUGAAACCUUUCCUAAAUCACGAUCUCCCAAGAUAUCCUCACCGCAAUUAUUUCCUAACUCCAAUUAUCGGAUAUCUCCAACUGUUUUCGCACAUCGUAUCUGAUUCUCUUCCUCGAUUUAAAACCGAAACCCAGAUCCUAUAAAUACUUCUCCUAUCAUCAUCGUCUCCUCCAUCACAGAACUCAAGUAAUCAAGCAGAGGUACUCCUCUUUUUACAUAUACUCGAUGCUUGUUUCAUUUUCUUUUUGCUUUCGGGUUUUUGGGUUUUGGUAUAAUUUUUAAGAUAUAAAAUCUUAUGUUUUGUUUCGUAUUAAUUAAGCAUCACGAGUAGUCAUAGGUUCUUUUACAUUAACUAGCUGCCUUGUGCAAUAAUUUCAUCACGAAUAAACAUACUAUAUGUUCAAGAAAAACAAAAUUCUAAAUGUAGCAAUGAGCUGUUUUGUUUUAUGGAUACUAUAUGUUUUGCUUUUGUUUCGUACAUGUUGAUGUUUGUUCUUGAGCUAUGAGCUGAGUGUUUUGUAAGAAACUAAUAACUUGAAUCGUUUCUUUGGAUUUUACUGAUGGUAAUUUUUUUCUCAUUCUCUUGCAGAUGGUUGCUGUAUCCUCCAAAAUUCCACACACUGUUGAAGAAACCAUGGAUGUUGAAGCUCAAGUUGAAAGAGAAGAGUACCAACGUACUCAAAAACGAGGGAAGGCCAUCGAUGGAGAUGCAACUUCUGGUGUAUCUUCUCAAUCAAAGAAGGUGAUGAAAGUCGUUGUGCCAAGGUCUGGUGUCUGAAAGAAUUUUACCUGAACCAAAGAAAGUCGUGACAGAUGCAUCUGCCACUAUUAUCGGAAGAUCUUCUCAUGCGCUACCAAAUCAGGAACAUCAAACCUCCAGAAGCAUUUGUCCAUCUGCAAAGAGUACCAAACAUGGUUAACCAGUCAAGGAACGAAUCAGAUAGAGAUCAACACUGAUGGCAAUCUGAAGUCAUCAAAAGUUGCAGAGGCUGUUUUCAGAGAGGCAUCGAAUGAGUUGAUUGUGCUAGUAGAACUGCCUCUUUCAUUUAUUGAAAGCACUGCUUGAAAACACUUAUGCAGAAAGGUAAUCCAUUUAAUAAACCCUUACCUUUUUAUCUUCUUUUUACAUGUAACAUUACUAAUACGUUUGUUAUUAACACUUGCAAGGUAAACCUUUACAAACCCCACUCAAGAAAGACUGCAACUAGAGACAUCGUUGAGAUGUAUGUGACGAAGAAAGCAGCUUUGAAAAACAUGCUUCACACAACAAAACAAAGAGUGUCACUUACAACUGACAUAUGAGUUUCACAUGUCACAGGUAACUUAUCUACAACUUUUACUUCUUUGUUUUACUUAUCAUAUUCGUUGUUCUACGCAUCUGAUAUAUUUUUAAAAUUAUUUUUUUUUAAUUUCUAAAGUCUGAUUUUUUUUGUUUAAUUUGUAACAGGUGCAAGUUACAUGGUGAUAAUUGCCCACUUCGUUGACGCAGCUUGGCAGCUGAAGAAGCUUAUCAUGGGCUUCAAGUAUGUGAUGGACCAUAAAGGUCAGACUAUCGUAAUUGUCCUCUUGGAGUGUUUAGUUGAAUGGGGCAUUGAAACGGUAUUUUGAAUCACGGAAGACAAUGCAACUGCGAAUACUUCUGCCAUUAGGAGAUUCCAUAGUGAUUUUAGUGAUGUUUCCCCUGAGGCAUUAGUUCUAGAUGGGAAUUUCUUGCACAUGAGGUGAUAUGCUCACAUCAUUAAUUUAAUUGCUAAGGAGGAUUUGACCGAGGUAGGGGAAAAUGUGUUAGCCAUUAGGAAAGCUAUACAAUAUGUUCGUUCUUCAACACCUAGGCUUAAUGCAUUUGAUCUUAGAUUCACCACUGAGAGAAUGAGCCGGGGUAGCUUACAUAUGGAUAUUAAGACUAGAUGGAACUCAACCUUCCUUAUCAUGUCUAGGGCUCUUCAGUUUAAAGAUGCAUUUGAUAGGAUGGAGGCAGAAGAUAGGUUGUAUAAUGAUUAUUUUUUGGAGAUGGAAAAUGGGGUUAAGAGGUGUGGACCGCCUUCUUUGAGAGACAGGAGUGUUGUUGAGAAGCUUAAGAGGUUUCUGAUAAUCUUUUACAACAACACUUUGGUUGUUUCUGCCUCAUCGAAGGUGAACUCUUACAAGUGCUACUGUGAGAUAGUGACUAUAGAAAGAAACCUCACUGCACUGGCCAACAGCUUCAAUCCUGAGUUGUGUGUGAAAGCAUCGGAGAUGUUGCAGAAGUUUCUCAAAUACUGGAAUGUAUGAAGACUGUCAACAGGAUGCUGAUCUUAGCCACGGUUUUUGAUCCAAGGAAAAAUAUGCAAUUUGCAAAGCUGUGCUUUGAGAAGUUCUAUGAAAAUGAAAGCUUGGAGUCUAAAGCAAUGCUGGAAUCUGUUGGUGAUCUUCUCAGGUCUAUGUUGAAGGAGUACAACACACGUUUCAGAGGGUCUACUGGACAAGCCUCUCAGUCAAAUCACGCAUCAUCAUCUCAGCCUCCUCCAGAGACGCAAGAUCAAGGCACAGAUAGAAUGGAGCUGGUGGUUGAAGAUUUUGGUUAUGAAAGGAUGAAUUGUGUGUACAAGGAGCUGGUUGUUGAAACGGAAGAUUUUACAAGGGAUGAACUUGAAAUGUACUUGAAGGAGGCAGUUGAAACUCCAAAGCUCUUGGUUGGUAUUGAGUUCGAAAUUCUCUCUUGGUGGAAGGUUCACAAGAUGAAGUAUCAUGUGCUUGCUGAAAUGGCAAGAGAUCUCCUCGCCAUGCAAGUUUUAUCAGUGGCAUCUGAAAGUGCUUUUAGCACAAGUGGUAGGAUCUUGGAGCCAUAUCGAAGUUGUCAACCUCAUUACAUGAUACAAGUUCUCAUGUGCACUGAGCAAUCGAUGCAUGCUGACAACAAGGUGAGUGAACAAGUCACUACAAAUGAGAAGAUGCUUGCUGAUGUGGAGUUCCUUGAUCGACUUCAUAAAGGUCUGUGUAUCUUUUCACUUACUUUUUUUUACUAUAUUUCGUACUUUAUGUGUUUAUGCUACCUCGUGUCUUAUACUUUUUUUUUCUGUUGCAGAGUUUCAAGCCCAUUGGCUUGAUGACUGAAGCUUCAAAGUCGAAGCAUGAAGUAAAAGAAGGCGGGUGAAGGUUGAAGCAUGGAGCUUGAAGUUUUCUGCAUUUGGUUUUUAUAUCUUUGAAGUUUGAAUAAUGUUUCUCAUUUUGGUUUUAAGAAUUUGGUUAUGGCUUUAGAUUUGUUUGAAUUCUCUGAGUUGUUAAGUUUCUCACUUUACUAUCAAUAAUAAAGAUGCUUUCGUUUUAAAUAUGUCUUGCCUUAAGGGUUAUGAGGAUUCUGAAUGCUUUUUUCUGUGUUUUUGUACUUACUUGCAUUGCAAAUUACAAAAUUAUUUUGUUUUAUAAUGGUUACAUUCGCUACAAAUGGUACAUUUAAGAACCGAAAUACAUAUGGACACCCGAUACCAAAAGUAUUCCGGGUUAUACCGGUUCCACGCCAGUCUACAAACCCCGACCCGAACCGUAUAUCCCCCGAACCGAUCUUCAAAUUUAUCUGAAUGGGGUUUCUUUUUGUUAACCAUGGAAACCCGACCCCGAUUAGGAUGGAACCGACACCUGAAUGGUACACCGGUUGUCCAGCCCUAAAUGAUGACAUAACAUCAACCUCACCAUCCAAAUACUAAAUACUAAAUCCUAAACCUUAAACUUCAAUCACUAAACCCUAAACUCAAAUAUAACUCAUAAAUAUAAAUAUAAACUUUAAACCCGAAUAGAAUGAAAAAAAUAAAUAGUAUAGUACAUAUUGGUAAAAUUAUAAAAUGUAUAUAUUUGCAUGUAAGAAGUUAUGUUGACUCUAACCUCAACCCCAAAUUCCAAAUACUAAACCCUAAACCAAAAUAUAAACCCACCCUAAUCACUAAACCCUAAACCCAAAUAUAAAUCAUAAAUACAAAUAUAAACCCUAAACAAAAAUAGAAUAGAACAAAAUAAAUAGUACAAUUCAUAUUGGUGAAAUUAUAAAAUGCCUAUGCUUGCAUGUAAGAAGUUAUAUUGACCUCAACCUCAAGUCCCACCUUUCAAAUGUUAAACCCUAAAUCCAAAUUUAAACCCUAAAUCCAAAUUUAAACCCUAAACCUUAAUCACUGAACCCUAAACCCAAAGUUAAACUCUAAACCCAAAUAUCAAAAUCUUAAAAUAGUGCAUAAUAUUAUGUAAUUUUAAACUAUAUUAUGUAAUAUUAAACUAUACGAUAUAGAUCAUUUAUUGCAAUAAUCUACUUUUAAAUCUAAAAUAGAAUCAUUAUAAAUAGAACAAUUGAAAUUUGUGUGAAGUUUACAUUUGUAUGGGUGUGGUUAACUAAAUGUAGGCUCGAGUUUGUAAAUGUUUAGUUUUGAUCAAUAUACAUAAACCAAGAUUCAUAUCAAUUACAACAACAAAACAUAACUCAUCCGUAUGAACUGUAGAAUAUCAUUUAUAUUCAAUAUUUGCCAAAUAGAACAGAAAAAAAAAAAAAAACAAAAUGUAAGCUCGAGUUUGUAAAUGGUUCCCUUCCCUCACCCAAUAGCUUUUUCUUGUGCCUCACUGUGGAAGCGCCCACUUUCGCCACAGUUAAGACCAGUCACAAGGGCAAAGUCUUGAGGAGCAUAACGGAUUGACUUCCCCACAAACAGCCACCAGAGCUCAAGUCCUUCUCAGUUACUAACUAACGGCUAUUCCAUAUGAGUAGAAUACUUUUAAACAAAUCUAUGCAGUGUGAACAGACAAAGAAACUACAGGUUGCGGUCAAUGGAAUGAAAAACAUCAGUCUAUAUAUGUAUGGUGUAACAUACAGAUGUACUAGAAUAGAAAUCAGUAGACUACACAUAGUGGAAUGAAAAAUAAAGAGCCAUUGGCCUCACAAAUUAGAUAACAUGUAACACGAGAACAACAAACUAGGGAACAAGUGGAUGUCUCACCGCGAAACGCUUUUUCCCGACAAAUUGACUAAUCGGAAGCAGUAAAAAAAUACUUACAAAAGUUACAAAAGCGAGCAAACAUAAACACUUAAUCAACCAUCAUCAUUUGUUUUUCCCUAUUUUACCAUACAUGAAACAAAAACGAAGUAGAUCAAACAAUAGGAACGGCCGAUUCAGCAAAAGACAUCAAUAUAUUUCAGCAGCUACACAAACAGGAACACUUAAUCAACCAUCCUACUUGAUUUCACCGAUUUACCCAGAUUCCAAAACAAACAAAAAACUUAAGAUCAGAACUUACGGUUCGUAUCGUAUUCUCACCGACUCCCGAUUCCGAGAAGCUGAGUCGCCGUACCAAGAAGAAACGAUGGAAUAAGUGAUUUUGAUCGGAGAGAAACACCAUAAACGUUGGCGGUGUAUAUGCGGUGCCCAAUUUUUGAUGAAGACUAUUAUUCACUUUCAUAUACCAAAAGAUGGUAAAGUUAAAAUGAGAGGGUGUGAAUAACGAAGGGACACGAGUUACUUUUUCACAGUGAGUAUCAAUCAUUUUUGUUUCUUUCUUUUGCAAGUUUUUCCGGUUAUUAUUGAGGGCAAUAUGACAAUAUUGUAUAAAAAAUGUGUCGGUGAAUUAGAACAUUUAGCAGAUAGUAAAUUAUUAAUUGUUUGUGUGUUAUACAAUGCAAUUUUCCUUAAAUUUACUAGACACUUAGACAGUAACUUGGCAGAAAACUGUCUAAUUUGUUUGCAAAGUCUUUUACCAUUAAAUUGUUUACAGUUUUUAGUUUAAAAUUUUUAGUUAUAUGUUAAGUAAAUUUAUGUUCAUGUGCAAAUAAAGUGACCAUAAAAAGUGAAACAUAAUUCUUCAAAAUAAACAAUAUAAAAAGAAUUACAUUUACAGAAUUAUCAUCUCCAUCAUGUAUACACGCAAUAAUCUAGGGGGGGGGAGAGAAAUAAUUAAUUCUUCAAAAAAAAAUUAAUCGAUUUAAUGAAAGUAGGUUUACUAAUUGGAAAGUAGGUUUACUAAUUGGACGGGCGUGGUAAAAGAUUAACACUAAACAAAGAUUUAGCUUUAGAUUUAAUGCGGUGGUUGCGAGGCUCCAGUUUGGCCUGGCGGCGACACAUUGGCUCUACUGCAUUAUGGUAUUGCACGUGUUCCAUUAUUUCAACUCCUUCAUAAUUUGCCUUCAGUUUUAUAUAUUUCCUUGUCGUGAAGUGGAUGGAAAUAAAAGAAAAAAAAACAAAAUAUACUAGUAGAUGACAUUAUUAAUUUAUUUGAGUAUUCUUAAUUAAAUUAAUUUUUGGUCUGUAGACAACCUGGACAUUUCAUUAAUAGUAGAAUUUUUACAGGGUUAUUAAAUAACUAACGUUACAUAUACAUUAGAAGAGCGAAGUCUAGUUAUUGGCUACUGCGUUUUUGCCAAUUGAUUAGCCGUCCUAUUAACAGACAGUACAUAGAACUAUAGAAGUUAAAAGCGGAAGAGGUCUAACUUCGCAUUGGAAUGUCUUGAUAAUAUGUAGUUGAAAAGUUUGAAACAGAUUAGCGUUCAUAAAUCUUGAUCGGUUCCAUUGAAAGAGACUAGAUAGCUCUGAAGUCAUGGCAGAGUAUUGUUCUCUUCAUGUAAAGGAUGGUAGGCACUAGGCAGGUUAUCAAAUGGUCCUCCCCAUCAGCUGAUCGCACGAAGGAGAAUGUGGAUUCCUCGAAGCUUCGAGAGAGAGAUAGUUCUCUUAGAUUGUUUUAAUAAUAAAGUCUUAAUGGUCGUGUAUCAAUAUUAUUAAACAUGUAGUCAUGGUGUCCGUGUCCUACUAAAGAAAAUAAAAUUGUAGAUUAUAUUACGUGUGCAUAUAUCUUCCGCAACCUUUUCUUAUUAGACAGACGUGAAAACUGGCCAUAAUAUGCGGAAAAUACAAUUAACAGGUUUUUGUAAUUAACUAAUUAUCAAUUUUCAUACAAGAAAAUAAAAUACUAAAAGAGACAAAGAAGUAACAGAUAUGAAGGCAACGAUAACGAUAGAACUAUAUUUAUUUAUAAAUACAAGAAAAGAGGAGACAGAACCCAAAAUUCAGACCCACUCGUUUCUCUCUCUCUCUCACUCACACUCAAAUGGAGUCAUCGCCGUCGUCCCCACCUUCAUCGCCUGGGAUUCUCAACCUCGACUCUAUCAGAGCUCUUAAAAUCCUCGGACAAGGCGCCACCGGAACUGUCUUCCUCGCACAUGACGUUGUUUCUGUCUCCCCUUCUUCUUCUUCCUUCGCCGUCAAGCUUGUCCACAAAUCGUCAGCCUCCUCUCUCCGCCGUGCACGGUGGGAAAUCGAGGUCCUCCGUCGUCUCUCCGUUGAAACGAACCAAAACCCGUUUCUCCCUCGUCUCUUAGCUUCCUUCGAGUCACCGGAAUUUUUCGUAUGGGCUGUCCCGUAUUGCUCCGGCGGCGAUCUCAACGUCCUUCUUCGCCGUCAAAACGACGGCGUUUUUAGCUCCUCUGUUAUUAGAUUCUACGUGGCUGAGAUCGUCUGUGCGCUUGAGCAUCUUCAUUCCAUGGGGAUCGCUUACAGAGACUUGAAACCAGAGAACAUAUUGAUUCAGCAAUCCGGUCACGUUACACUCACCGACUUCGACCUUUCUCGGAGCCUCAUGAAGCCCACCCGACCCGAAUUCUUUCAACCCGACCCGGAAUUGUGCACCGAUCCUAUAAAAAGUCGGAGCUUUUCUCGCUGGGUCUCGCCGGCGAAGUCAGAAAGCAAGAAAACGAGAUCCGCUCGGGUCAACCCGAUUACUCGCCGGAAAACUAGUUUUUCCUCCGGCGAUCGUUCAAAUUCCUUCGUCGGAACUGAUGAGUACGUCUCGCCGGAGGUAAUUCGCGGCGACGGUCACGACUUCGCCGUCGAUUGGUGGGCUCUCGGUGUUCUGACGUUCGAGAUGAUGUACGGAGAGACGCCGUUCAAAGGGAAGAGCAAGAAGGAGACUUUUCGAAAUGUGCUGGUUAAAGAACCUGAGUUCGCCGGAAAACCAAAUGAUCUCACGGAUCUUAUCCGGCGGCUGCUUGUGAAAGACUCGAGUAGGCGGUUAGGCAGCCGCCGUGGCGCAGCGGAGAUAAAGGAGCAUCCUUUUUUCGCGGGUGUGAGGUGGCAUUUGUUAACGGAAGUGUUACGACCUCCGUUUAUUCCGUUAAGAGAUGACGGUGAAUUAACGGUUGGUGGGUUUGAUAUAAGGGAACAUUUGGAGAAACUGAGGAUGACGGUGUCAUCAGCUCUUCCGUCACCGUUACAAUCUCCUUCGCACGUGUGUCGUAACAGCGAUUCGUUCAUUGAUUUCUGAUCCACGGGUGUGGAAUUAACACGUACAAAGUUGUAGAUACUUAUUUUUCUUAUGUGGUGUAAUUUUUAUUUUUUCUGGUUUUCGUUUAUAUGAAAAUCAUUGUUGAACUUUUUUUUGGUAUAUAGAAGACUUCGCUGCACAGUCCGAAGAAGAAACUAGCAAAUUUUAAAUAAAAAUAUCGCUUUUAAAAAGAUAAUUAUAAGGAAUCAUUAGUAUAGGAUGUCGUGGUAGAAAUAUAAAAA